ACGGUUAGGUGCCUCCUUUUCCAAAAAAUAUGUACCACUGGGAUUACUGAUCACCGUUGCCGUCUUUUUUCACACGGCCUGAAUGCCAUGUCUAGUACAAGUUUGCCAAAAGUGGACACAAACAGUCCAAACAUUCUCAAGGAUUUGCGAAAUUUUCGUUUCCAAAAAAAGGCAAUAAAGAAAAUGUUCACAUCCGAUGAAGAUAGUAAUUUAGCUGCGCCAGAAGUACGACGAAAGACUGUUAAUCGUAUUGAAGAUAGUGAGAGCGAUGAAGAAAGAUUAACCAAGAACUCGGUCUCUCAUUUGGAACAAAAAUCAGAAUUAAAGCGUAAAGAGCAACUUAAAUACCUGAUUAAUUUAUACCCACAUUAUGGAAACAUAUAUCUGAAAAAUAUAUUACAUAAAGUUAAUUGGGAUUUAGAAAUAGCCAAAAAAGAAAUUAAUAAAAUUCGCAAAAGAUCUUGUAUGAAAACUAGCAAAUCUAAAAAGCAUAAACGUAAAAAAUAUAAAGAUCAAGGUGAUGAUGUCAAUUCAAACGAAGAAGGACAUUUUAGUGAGGAUAAAGUAUUUGAUAGUGAUGAAAGUGAUAUAGAAAUAUCAAAUACUUUAACACAUAAUAAAAAAGCAGUAUUUAACUUUAUGCAAAAUGCAUUACCAACAGAAUUAUUGUUAAUGAAUCAAUGUUCACAAAAAAAAGUUAAUGCAAUAAUUGAAGCUCGACCUUUUAAUGGUUGGAAAGAUUUAGUUGAAAAAUUUCAGAGUAUAAAAUUUUUGGAUACAGAACUUUUGAAUGCAGCUCAGGAUUUAAUCCAAACAAGAAAUGUAGUUGGUCAUCUUAUGAAAAAAUGUCUUCAUUUAUCAAUAAAUAUGGAAAAAGCAAUUUCUGCUGGUUCAUCAACCAUAAAAGAGCAACCAAAAGGUUUGAAUGCAAACUUAACAUUAGCACCAUAUCAGAUGGUUGGAUUAAAUUGGUUUGCUGUAUUGCAUACACAAAAUGUUAAUGGUAUAUUAGCUGAUGAAAUGGGACUAGGAAAAACUGUACAGAUUAUUGCCUUUCUCACUUAUCUUGAUGAAAGUGGUUUAAUCAAUGAAACAGAUGGUCCACACUUAAUUAUUGUACCUAGUUCAACUAUAGAAAAUUGGAGCAAUGAAUUUAACCAUUGGUCUCCCAAUCUUAAAGUGGUUAAAUAUUAUGGAUCUCAGGAAGAACGCAGACAAAUGAGAUUUGGAUGGCGCAGUGGUGAUUUAGACAAUAUUGAUAUCAUUUUAACUACAUAUAAUCUUAUUAGUGCUACACCAGAAGAACGUCGUUUAUUUCGUGUUUUACCUUUAAAAUAUGUUAUUUUUGAUGAAGCACAUAUGUUAAAAAAUAUGAGUACAUUAAGAUAUGAAAAUUUAAUUAAAAUAAAUUCUCAACAUCGUAUUCUUUUAACUGGUACACCACUACAAAAUAAUUUAUUAGAGUUAAUAUCCUUACUCAUUUUUGUAAUGCCAUCAAUGUUUGCUGGAAAACAAGAUGAUUUAAAGAGUCUGUUUUCUAAAAAUCCUAAAAUAAAUGCAAAUAAAUCUAUUGAAGAUAAACCACUGUUUGAAGAAGAACAGGUUAAAAAUGCUAAACAAAUAAUGAAACCAUUUGUUUUACGUCGUCUAAAAGUAGAUGUUUUAAAAGAUUUACCACGAAAAACUACAGAGGUUAUAGUUUGCCCAAUGAUUAAAGAGCAAAAAGAUAUGUAUACUAGGUUAGUUGCAAAAUUUUCCGCUGAAGCAGAUGAAAACGAUGAAGUUAAUGGUAUUGGCAUGAUGAUGCAAUUACGUAAACUCGCAAAUCAUCCACUUCUUCUUCAAAAUUACUAUAGAGAAGAUAAAUUAAGGAAUAUUUCUAAAAGACUAAUUAGUGAAUCUUCUUGGAAACAAAAGGAUGCUCAAUACACAUUUGAAGAAUUAAUAUGGAUGUCUGAUUAUAAAAUUAAUCAACUGUCAAGAACGUUCAAAAGUAUAGCUGGAUUUGGUUUACCUCAAAGUUUAAUAUCUGAGUCUGGAAAAUUAAAAAAACUAGAUAAACUAUUACCUGAGUUAAAAAAUGAAGGACACAGAGUAUUAAUAUUUAGUCAAUUUACAAUUGUUUUAGAUAUUUUAGAAGAGUAUUUAACAAUUAAUAAUUAUAGGUAUCUUCGAUUGGAUGGCCAAACUCCAGUUAUAGAGAGACAAGACUUAAUAGAUGAAUUUAUUGAAGACACUGAUAUAUUUAUUUUUCUACUUUCUACAAGAGCUGGUGGAUUAGGUAUUAAUUUAACUUGUGCUGAUACAGUUAUUAUUCAUGAUAUCGAUUUUAAUCCGUAUAAUGAUAAACAAGCAGAAGAUCGUUGUCAUAGAAUUGGACAAAGAAAACCUGUUAGAAUAAUUCGAUUACUAUGCCAAGAUUCUAUAGAAGAGGGAAUGUAUAAAAUAGCUCAAGAUAAACUGAAAUUAGAGCAGAAACUUACUGGAAAUGAAGAAAAUGAAAGUACAGAAAAGAAGGGCAUUUUAAAAUUAUUGAAAAUGAUAUUAGGAAUCGAUCAUAAUAAGACAAUAGCUUUAUCACAUAAUAAAAAUGGAAUAAAUGGAUAUAUAGAUAAUAAUUAAAAUUAUGUAGUA
Ceratosolen solmsi marchali is the source of this 2634-nucleotide messenger RNA. RefSeq names its product SWI/SNF-related, matrix-associated actin-dependent regulator of chromatin, subfamily a, containing DEAD/H box 1 (gene Etl1). Gene Ontology annotation, molecular function: ATP binding. The coding region runs from base 88 to 2622 and encodes 844 amino acids. The transcript is spliced from 12 exons. The record is from RefSeq and is a predicted model, not a curated record. NCBI's taxonomy places the organism in Eukaryota, Metazoa, Arthropoda, Insecta, Hymenoptera, Agaonidae.